AUGAUUCGGAAAUUCGGAACGCUGUUCCUUCUAUUCCUGACGACCGUCUCUGGCAACAGACCCCUUGACUUUCUCAAGCUCAAAGCCGAAUUCAUCGAAACUGGGAUUAAUUGGGAGGCAAAGCCUUGCGAUGACUUUUGGAGCUUUGCAAAUGGAAGGCGAGACAUACAGCAACUCAAAAACUUGGCGGUGACUUUUGCGACACAGGUCUUGUUUACUUAUAACCCGAAGCAUAAUGUAAGCGGUUGCUGUCAGUUCCAAACGUGUUUCAGGACACCUCGCUCGAGCUGAUCAGAAAUCAAUUUCUCGAAUGUCAAAGCGACCCACUCUCGUUCUUCAAUGCUCUGCAAAGAGAGAAUCCCGAACAGGAGGACGAAAUAAUGGAGUUUGGUAGUAAAAUCCAAGACGAGAAAGCCGUCUCCGACUCGGAGACGUUCCGCGGCUUACUAGCGGAAGCAUACCGACUGUUAUUCCGCUAUGGGAGCGUAGAAUUUAAGGACCUUUCCAAUGACCUAUAUGCUACAGAUGAAUUGAAAUUUCCUUUUGAGUUUGAGCAUUCAGACACUCAAUACCAAGCUAGCGUAAUUGAUCUGUUAACAAGCUUUAACGAUUCGUAUGUUGACGAGUUUCUGGCCGAGGUUUUCGGCGAGUACUUUGACUUAACGCAGUUGGAAAAAGUCAGUCUUCCAUUACCAAAUAGCACAGAGGUAGGGUUCGAUAGGUCGAGUAACGAGCGCGUCUUUAGAUACCACUUCGCAAAAAGCUACUUUACGAUCUCUCGGUCGCUGCAUGGAAAACCAUGGACACCCCGAUAUACAAAAAUUGCGCCGACUUUAUCAUGAAAACGUACCCCGCGUAUUACGUGAAAAUGCUGCUGGACUACCUAGGAGCCGAAUAUGUUGCAACCGUCGAGAAGGUAUUUCAAAGCGACGCAGCGCUGCUGAUGAAAACUGUCAGGAACCAAUUCGCGUUCGGGAAUGUUCUGAAUGAGAACAUGACUGAAUUUCUGGAACGUAGGGUAUCAAACAACACAUUUUAUGGCCUUCAAACCCCUGCCUUGUUAGAUCCCACUUUCUUUACCAUCUUCGGGCAGGUAGCUACCGAAUGGCCCGUUCAAAAUAAGUGGAUUAACAACUUGCAGCCACUUAUCCCAGCUGCAUAUGGCAAAGAUACCACAUACUUUUGGAUACCAGGCCUUGAUGUAAGACUCGUCAAAAAAGACCGGCCGGCAUUUUAAUUAAUAAAUUUUUAGGAUAAUGCUCUUCAUAUUCCCGAAACUCAACGAACGUUCGUGAAUGUCGAGAACCUCAAACACCCGCUAUUCCAUCCAUGGUUCCCGCCGGUGCUGCGCUGGUCUGUUGCUUCAAGCGUUCUGGGACAUGAGUUUGGGCAUGAUUUUGGUAACCAUUAGUAUAGCAUAUGUUGUCUUUAAAUCCAAUAAUCUUGAAAAGGACGAAGAAUUGCAUUCCCAACUUCUUCAGGCACCGAUCUGGCGCAAAUGACACAACUCGAUUCCGCCUACGAACAAAUAUUUGAUUGUUUGGAUGGCUUUUACGCCGGACAAUGUGACCCUUUGGAUCCAGGCUUUUGCGCUGAUCCCAAAAACAACCUCGAAGAGAAUUUUGCGGACGUCUUUGGCAUUCAAAUGACAUACCUGGCCUAUAAACAGGACACCGCAAUAAACGGAGCCGGCAGACGGCUUCAAGGAAACUUCGUGGAGAAACUGACCGACGACCAACUGUUCUUUGUCAACUUCGCACAGUCAAUUGCUACGUUUGCACUGUGGGGUGAAGUACCAUUGGAAGAUCCUCAUGCACCGGGGUCCCUUCGUUUAUGGGGACCGUUGGCGGGAUUCCCUGCGUUUGCAAAUGCUUUUAACUGUCCGGCUGGAAGUCGGUUCAAUCAACCCAAUGGAUGCAAACUGUACACGGACAACAUUGCGCCGAGCCACAAUUUGACUGAUGGUGUAUAA
This is a messenger RNA of Bursaphelenchus xylophilus (pine wood nematode), 1972 nucleotides long. Lineage: Eukaryota; Metazoa; Nematoda; Chromadorea; Rhabditida; Aphelenchoididae. The record is from the annotation of a GenBank genome assembly.